Hibiscus syriacus is the source of this 1714-nucleotide messenger RNA. Its product is annotated as protein SAR DEFICIENT 1-like. The transcript has 7 exons. Gene Ontology annotation, biological process: regulation of salicylic acid biosynthetic process. Lineage: Eukaryota; Viridiplantae; Streptophyta; Magnoliopsida; Malvales; Malvaceae. Gene Ontology annotation, molecular function: DNA-binding transcription factor activity; sequence-specific DNA binding; calmodulin binding. The record is from RefSeq and is a predicted model, not a curated record. Gene Ontology annotation, cellular component: nucleus. Bases 104 to 1543 code for a protein of 479 amino acids.
CCCUAAACCCAUUUUCUCUCUCUUCUGUUUCUUCCGUUAUGAUCCGUUAGUUUUGUUUUUUUUUUCUUUUUGGUCCUUCAAUCUUUGAGAAUUCACCUGGAAAAUGGCGGCUAAACGGCUUCUUAGUGAAUCUUGUUCCGACAAAGAAGAGCCAAACGAGAAACGGAUGAGACCUAAACCUUCUUUUGCAUCAGUAAUUGGGCAAGCUGUUAUCAUGAAUUGCUUGUAUACAGCCUUGGAACCUGUCCUUAGAAGAGUGGUGACGGAGGAAGUGGACCGCAGUCUUCGACACCGGCUCCGUUCCUUCAGCCGGUCUCCGUCGCUUCGAAUUCAAGCAGCAGAACCGUCAACGCUUAAACUAAUAUUCGCCAAAGGCCUUUCCUUGCCCAUCUUCACCGGAAGCAAGAUCAUGGAUAAAGAAAGUAACCAGCUUCAAGUGGCUUUGGUAGAUACUAGAGGCGACCAAAUGGCUCCGGUGCUUCUCCCGAAUCCGAUUAAGGUCGAUAUAGUCGUUCUCGACGGUGACUUUCCGUCGGGGGAAGGUGACGAUUGGACUAGUGAAGAAUUCAACAGGAACAUCGUGCGGGAGAGAACCGGGAAACGACCUUUACUUUCCGGAGAGUCAGCAGUGACCGUGAGGGAUGGAAGUGCUUCGAUCGGAGACAUCGAAUUUACCGAUAACUCGAGCUGGAUUCGGAGUCGGAAAUUCAGAAUCGGAGCCAAAGUAGCACAAGGGAGUUUCCAAGGUGUUCGCAUUCGUGAAGCCAUGACUGAAGCUUUUGUUGUCAAAGACCAUCGCGGCGAACUGUACAAGAAACAUCAUCCACCAAUGUUGGGGGAUGAAGUUUGGCGCCUAGAAAAGAUUGGAAAGGAUGGAGCAUUCCACAAAAAGCUUUCCUCUGAGGGCCUCCACACUGUCCAGGACUUCUUGAAACUGUCUGUUGUCGAUCCGGCCAAGCUUCGAAGGAUUUUAGGGCCAGGGAUGUCCGAGAAAAUGUGGGAUGUGACAAUCAAGCACGCCAAAACAUGUGUUAUGGGCAACAAAUACUAUGUGUCUCGAGGCCCCAAUUGCAGGAUCUUCUUGAACCCCAUUUGCCAACUCAUGAAAGCUGAGAUUAAUGGGACUGCAUAUCCUAUACAAAGCCUAACCAGCAUUAACAGAGGAUAUCUUGAAAAUUUGGUGAGACAAGCAUAUGUAAAUUGGUCGUCCUUGGAAGAAGUAGAAGGAAUUUCCAGUGAGGUUGGCCUGCUCACACAAGGUGAGGACCUGUUAGUUCAAUAUGCUAAUCAACAAGAUGUGAUGGUGAGAUCAAUUCAACAAAAUGUGUAUUUGACAAAUGGUCCGACUGAGGGAUAUACGCCAAAUGGUAGCAAUUGGCAAACAAGUCAAACUUAUUUGAGCACACAUAGUGAAAAUGGGAUCCGAUUGAACAUGUUGGAAUCAAAUGGGAUCCGAUUGAACAUGUUGGAAUCAAAUCUCCGACAUCCUUCAUCACAGGAGGAUAAUGGUGAAUUAAACAAGUCCAUCAAUGAGAUGAUGUGAUAUAUCACCUUCAAGGGACAGCCGUUUAAUCAAUCACCCCUAAUGUAGUUUGCCCUGCCCUACUUUUAUUUGCAAGUAUGCUUGUUGUACAUAAAUAAUCAAAACAGAAGGGAAGAGACACAGUGAAAUCUAGUUUUUUUUUCUCGUGCAAUGCAUGAGAUUAUUGUUUAU